AUGGGCUGCUGCCAGGACAAGGACUUUAACAUCGGUGGGCAGGCCCAGGAGGCCGAAUCGGAGGACGUCGGGGAAGACACCGAAGGGGCCGAUGUGACCUCGCAGGACCAACGCAAUCGCAAGUCUAACGAAAGCCUUUUGAUCACCGUGCUGUGGCGACGGCUAUCCCUAUUCAGCCGUCGAGGCUCGCGGUCAAAGAGGCAAUCAGGCCAGAGUCAAAGGCUUGGGAGCAGCCCGGGGGGAAUCCUGGAGGAGCCGGAGAAGGGGUGA
Molecule: messenger RNA, 270 nt
Organism: Artibeus jamaicensis (Jamaican fruit-eating bat)
Lineage: Eukaryota; Metazoa; Chordata; Mammalia; Chiroptera; Phyllostomidae
Gene: TEX54
Product: testis expressed 54
Exons: 2
Coding region: 1-270 (89 amino acids)
Source: RefSeq, a predicted model, not a curated record